AUGUUUGUUUCUCUAUUUCUGUUGGGACUCUGUGCUUUCUUCAUUCUUCAACUCAAACCUCCCAGACCCAAGAACUUCCCACCAGGACCCCCCAGUCUGCCUCUGCUGGGAAACCCGCUGCAUCUGAACUUAGAGAACCCCUUAAAGGACUUUGAGAGGCUCAGGGCGUCGUAUGGAAACGUCUACAGUCUGUUCAUUGGUUCAAAACCAGCCGUCGUCAUCAACGGGUUUGAGGCCAUGAAGGAGGCGAUUGUUGUCAAAGCUACAGAUUUCGCUGGAAGACCCCAAGACCUUUUUAUAAAUGAUGUCACCCAGAGAAAAGGACCCCCCAGUCUGCCUCUGCUGGGGAACCUGCUGCAUCUGAACUUAGAGAACCCCUUAAAGGACUUUGAGAGGCUCAGGGCGUCGUAUGGAAACGUCUACAGUCUGUUCAUUGGUUCAAAACCAGCCGUCGUCAUCAACGGGUUUGAGGCCAUGAAGGAGGCGAUUGUUGUCAAAGCUACAGAUUUCGCUGGAAGACCCCAAGACCUUUUUAUAAAUGAUGUCACCCAGAGAAAAGGUGUGGUUAUGGUUGAUUAUGGGCCGAUGUGGAGGGAGCAUCGCCGCUUUACUCUGAAGACCCUCAGGAACUUCGGUCUGGGGAAAAAGUCGAUGGAGGACAGAAUCCUUGAAGAAAUUCAACACACAGUUAAAACACUGGAAAAGAACAGCGGUCAAACUCUGAGUCCUCAGGUCAUGUUUCAUAACGCCGCCUCCAACAUCAUCUGCCAGGUUCUCUUUGGGAAACGCUACAAGUACGACGAUCAGACAAUCAAGCUGAUUGUUCGCUGCUUUGCUGAGAUGACUAAAAUAGCCAAUGGGCCCUGGGCCAUGCUGUACGACUCAAUCCCUUUAAUUCGCCACCUGCCGCUGCCCUUCAAUAAAGCCUUUGAAAACAUGGAGAUUUUUCUGAGUCAUGCUCGGUGUUUGGUGAACGAACACAAGAAAACCAGAGUCUCCGGAGAGCCACGGGAUUUUGUUGACUGCUAUUUGGAUGAAUUGGAAAAUAAAAAUGAUGAGUCCAUGUUUUCUGAGGAGCAGCUGAGAAGAAUCUCUUUUGAUCUUUACGUUGCUGCGACGGACACCACCUCCAACACCCUGCUGACUGCGUUUCUGUACCUCAUGAACUACCCACACAUCCAAGAACAAUGUCAGCAGGAGAUAGACCAGGUUCUAGAGGGGAAGGACCGGGUCACUUUCGAGGACAGACUCAGUAUGCCUUAUAUGCAGGCUGUGAUCCAUGAAAUUCAAAGGCUUGCCAACACUGUUCCCCUCAGCGCUUUUCACUGCACAACUAAAGACACAGAUCUUAUGGGAUAUUCCAUUCCCAAGGGCACAAUGAUCAUCCAGAACCUGAACUCAGUGCUGAGAGAAGAAGGACAGUGGACAUUCCCUCAUGAGUUCAACCCUGAAAACUUCCUGAAUGAGCAGGGAGAGUUUGUCAAACCUGAGGCCUUCAUGCCUUUCUCUGCAGGUCCUCGGAUGUGUCUCGGCGAAGGUUUGGCUCGUAUGGAGCUCUUCCUCAUCACGGUUACCCUGCUGAGGAAGUUUAGCUUCAUCUGGCCGGAGGAGGCGGGAAAACCAGACUUCACUCCAGUCUUUGGAGUCACUCUGACUCCUAAACCCUACACCAUGAAGGUCAAGCUGAGGUCAAAUCACUGAGGCUGUUUGUGUGAGCCACCAGAAACAGAUUAAACGACUCC
Molecule: messenger RNA, 1742 nt
Organism: Poecilia latipinna (sailfin molly)
Lineage: Eukaryota; Metazoa; Chordata; Actinopteri; Cyprinodontiformes; Poeciliidae
Product: cytochrome P450 2F2-like
Exons: 13
Coding region: 1-1701 (566 amino acids)
Biological process (GO): xenobiotic metabolic process
Cellular component (GO): intracellular membrane-bounded organelle; cytoplasm
Molecular function (GO): iron ion binding; oxidoreductase activity, acting on paired donors, with incorporation or reduction of molecular oxygen, reduced flavin or flavoprotein as one donor, and incorporation of one atom of oxygen; heme binding
Source: RefSeq, a predicted model, not a curated record